AAAUUGGAUAAUGCCACCCCCACUUGGAUAUGGCCAAUUGCGCGAUAUAUAUAAAAGGGCUUUUCAGCAAUUCGAAGGCUCAGAUGAAAUCUUACUAACGACUGAGCUAUGAUUGAAACGCUGAUACCAUUUAUUUUGGUUGCCCAUGUACCAAUCGACACAUACGAUGUUUACUACGGAUCGCAAUACACAUUCAACGUGUCCAACACUAUGGAAUACAAUUUUGGAAACGUCACUCAACAUGUGAACGUCGUGUCCAAAUUGACGUGUCGGAACUCGGGAGUUUACAGUUUAAUUUGCAGCGUUACCGGUGCAUCCAGACAAUGGUAUCAAGAAACAAGAAUCAAUAGUGAAUAUUCCGAGGUUCCUAGAUACGAUGAAUUUCCCAUUUUCAACGUGGGACCUUUCCAAAUUCUGUUUAAAGACGGAAAAAUUCAUAACGUUUUUGUGAAUGCGAUGCUGGAAGAGCCGGCCCAACGUAUCAUAAUGACGGAAAUAGCGGAAUUGUUGAAUAUUUGGUGGACAAAUGUGGAUGAAUCUCAGAAGGGAUUACUAUCAGUGAUUGAUUACAAAGUACCGCGGAAUGCACUUCUCGGUUGCCAAUCAAUCAUUAAAUUUACAAAAAAAAAGAAAACAGACAAUCGGAUAGUGAAUUUCAAAAUAGAUAGCAUAGGAAAACGGCUGAAUAUCUAUUCAGGUGUUACAUAUAAUUUUAGAAAAACUCAAGGAUCACACCUCCCAUGUUCCAAGGGCAUCUAUGUAUUCUAUCAUCGUGAUAAUGUUCAGCCGAUUACAAUGAAUCCAACACAAAAUAAGGAUAAGUCAUCGUUUAGUCGGGUUAUCAUCUCUGAAGAUGAAUUUGUGUCUUUCAGUGAAAAUGUAGCUAAUUAUUGUUCAGAUGAGCUCACCAAUGAUCAAGGAAAAUGUCAUUACAAUAUUCAUCAAAGAAUUAGCUUAUCUUUAAACUCGAUUACAAAAGCUACCACUGAUCUACCCACGAUAGAAACUCCUAUUGAUGUAUUUAUGAGUCUUGAGUCGAGACCAAUUUAUGUUAAUUCAUAACUUGAUAAUUUGAUAAUGAAGAAUAAUCCAGAAAUCCCAUGUAACUCCGUCGCUGUUAAACGAUUUUGCAUUGUGAAUUAAUUCAAAAUAUCAGUCGGAAUAAAACAGCCAAGUGUUUUUAUCCCUCA
Molecule: messenger RNA, 1190 nt
Organism: Diachasmimorpha longicaudata
Lineage: Eukaryota; Metazoa; Arthropoda; Insecta; Hymenoptera; Braconidae
Exons: 2
Coding region: 109-1062 (317 amino acids)
Source: RefSeq, a predicted model, not a curated record